AAACAAUGAACAUUUAUUAUAUACUAGCUGUGCCCGGCCACGCGUUGCUGUGGCAUUGUCUGGUGGUGUCUGUAUUUUAUAGGCAGUGUGGAAGAGGCCUAAGUGAGGCCUAACUUUGCCUGUCCCCUGGGCUGAGUGGGUUGCUAGGAGACCAAGUGGGCAGAGCUUAGCCUUCUAACUGGCAGCAAUUGGAUAAAAACAAUUAUUCCUCUCCCUCUAAUUAGGACUUUAUUUUUCUUUUCUUUUUGUUGUAUCAACCUAGAGGCAUGGAUGAGGGGUUGUGCUGUCAAUUUUUGAGGUUGUGCGGUGUUUAGUUUUGUUGUUUUGUCGGUCGCCAGGAUUCCAUCACUCUUUUAUAUAUAUAGACUGUACAGUAGUUGUCAUCAUAAACAAGCAUAACCAAACAAACUGUGAACCCUAUCAAGAAUUUCUUGUUACUGUCAAUAUUUCCAUGUACAACACUUUAUGGUACAUACAUUUACCGAUCCAUUCGGCGGGCAUGCUUACAAACAAACUUUGCUAGGUCUUACUUUUGGGGGAGGCCUUAUAUUUAGCAAUUCAGCAAAACCUCUACUAGGUCUUAUUUUCUGGGGAUGUCUUAUUUUAGGGGAAACAGGGUAUAUCAUUUUGUAGAGUAGAUAUCAUGGACCCAAUGCGAGAACUAGGCUAAAAGCUGAUUUCCCACAUAUGGUAAAUUGUAACACCCGAGCACAUCUUUCAGAGCAAUGUUAAUGAAGGCAUCCAGUCAUCCAUAAAUAUUUCUCAGGAAAUAAGACUCAUAAAUUUGGGAUCCUCCUUCCUGAGAAAUCCAUGUAGAUGUCCUAUUUAGACACUGAGUUUCCCAAGAAGGAUACUGCAAUUAAUUUUGAUCUUGUAUUUGUUUCCCACCAGGCCCUGAUCUUAUAGAAUAGGCCACCCAAAGAGAACUCAAGCUAUCAAUCAUUCCAUUGCAUUGCAAAGCAGGUCUGGCCAACAAGAAACGCUCACUGGCAAUGUGUGUAAACAGCAUCGCUUCUCGUUCUCUUUUCAACACACACACCCAUUCAUUUGUAUUGGCCUAAAUCCAAUUACUAGCCCCCAAUUAAAGACUCAUUGAAGAAAUGGGAUUUACAUAAGUUUUGACAUGCCAUUCAACAAUUCAAUUGGGUAACUUGAUUGGAAUUAGAACUGGAUAUAGGGUAGACUACCUUCAGAGGGAUUUUAUCUGUCAGUCACUUUGAGCCCUCCAGAUGCUGUUGAACUGAAACUUCAUAUAGCUUUAACCCGCAUAGUUAGUGGUAAGGAAUUGUAGGAGUUGUAGUUCAACAAUAUCUUUAGGGCCUUCCUACACAGUGCUUUAGAACAUAAUUUCAACGUUCAAGUCACUUUUUCAAAGUUUUAUGCUUGAUAUAUUUUAAAGUUUAUAUUCAAAUUCAUAGACAUUUCUAGAGUACUUCGCUAACUAUGAACAUUUUUGUUGAGCAAUAUGCAAUUUUUUUCAAGCAUUUUCCUUGUUAUUUUAGAAAUUUUUGUAUAUAGUAUUGCCAAUCAUGCAAUAUUUGAUCAUAUGUUUGGAAUUCUGUAUGGAGGCUGAUAUACACAUUUUUAUACUUUCCUCUUUCCCCCCUUUUUGUUCAUAUUUGAUUGGUUUUACUCUUUUGUUGCAUUGCAAAAUGCAAUUAGGAGUUCAAACAUUGGCUCAAAAGUGCAAAAUUGCCAUAAAAAUACAUUUUUACAAUGUGAAAUGAACACAUUUGUCCUUACUGCAUUUUUUUGUGUUACCGUACUUAUUUCAAUUUUUUGUAGUUCUAGUUUCCAGUUCCUCUCUAGGAACAGUCCACACAACUUAUUUGAAUAAAAGAGGAUGUAUAUAUAAUUGUGUUCCCAGUGAUAUCGAGAUAGUACAACAUUCAGGAAUGAUUCCUGCAUAGUGGAUUGUAUUACCGUUUUAAAAGUGGUAGGUCCAAACAUGCAAGAAACUCAAGUCUUUGCAGAUUAGAUCAUAGAAUUUAUCAAAAUGCAACACUCAGAACCACCCAGGUGAAAAUUACACAGCUGGUCGUUUAAAUAAAUAAGCUCACACAGACACCCCCAGACUGCAUUGUUUGAGAUUGUUAAAAAUUUUAUAGUGAUAAUAAUUGCCUUUGGUGUUAACAAAUAAAUCUGGACAAACCCACAUGAGAUAUAGAACCUCCCAGGAGAGAAAGUAUAAAUAAAGUCCACUGUGGAGAAAGCAGGGCAGAUUGGAUCCCAUCAGCUCUGCACGUAACAUUUUUUAAUAGAGUUGUCUCACAGCUGUCAAAAUGAGCUCCGGCUAUAACUUCAGGCAGUCACAAUCUAGUAGUGGAGGUGGAAGUGGUUGUAGCUGUGUUGGUGGUGGAAGUAGUGGUGGUGGAGGCAGCAGUGGUAGUGGACACUCUGGCAGUGGAAGUGGUGGUGGAGGGUUUUCGUCGGGCUCCUCAAUAAGGCACACCUCCACUGGGAGAAACAGCCAAGGGUUCUCUGGUGAAAGCCAUGAUGCAGGAAGAUCCAGACGUCGCUCUGGAGCCGGAAUAGGCCAUAGUGCCUCUGGAGGAUUUGGAGGUGGCAGUGUUCACAGUGGUGGACUUGGAGGUGGCAGUGUCCACAGUGGUGGAUUUGGAGGUGGCAGUGUCCAUGGUGGUGCACUUGGAAGUGGCAGUGUUCACAGUGGCGGAUUUGGAGGUGGCAGUGUUCACAGUGGUGGACUUGGAGGUGACAGUGUCCACAGUGGUGGAUUUGGAGGUGGCAGCUUCAGUGGAGGAGUUGGUCGUGGCAGUGGCUAUGGAGGUGGCAGCAUGAGACGUGGCAGCUUUAGUGGAGGAUUUGGUAGCAGCAGUGGCUUUGGGGGUGGCUAUGGAGGUGGCAGCUUUGGUGGAGGAUUUGGCCCUGCUGGUGGCUUUGGAGGUGGCAGUUUAGGAGGUGGCUUUGGAGGGGCUGGUUUUGGUGGUGAUGAUACUGGAUUCCUGUCUAACAAUGAGAAAAGCACCAUGCAAAACCUCAACGACCGCUUCGCAUCUUAUCUCAACAAAGUGAAAAGCUUGGAAGCAGAAAACAAUCAGCUCGAGACCCUAAUCAGGGAAUGGUACCAGAAACAUGGCCAGACUUCCGAACCAAAGGAUUACAGUUCAUAUUAUACAGAGAUUGACCAGCUCGUCAAUGAGCUUAUUUCUGCAUCACUUGAAAGCAACAAGAUACUCCUUGAUGUCGACAAUGCAAGAAUGGCUGCUGAAGACUUCAAACUCAAAUAUGAGACCGAGUAUGGCCUGCGUCAAAAUGUAGAGGCUGACCUCCAAGGUCUACGUCCCUUGUUGGAUAAGUUGACUAUGGAUAAGUCUGAUCUGGAGAUGCAAUAUGAGUCUCUCCAUGAAGAACUGGUACAUCUUAAGAAGAAUCAUGAUGAGGUCAUGAAAAGUCAGCAUCACCAGUCUGGUGGUGAUGUCAACGUGGAGGUCAAUUCCAGUCCAGGCCAGGAUCUGACAAAGACACUAAAUGACCUGAGACAGGAAUAUGAAGAGAUCAUUAUGAAAAACCGUAAGGAGGUUCAACAAUGGUUUGAAGCCAAGAUGGAGGAAGCUCGUCAGCAGCAGAGCCCAGAAAGUCAGGAGGGUGGGUCUGGCCGCCACCAAAUCACAGAGCUCACCCGAGAAUAUCAGACCUUGGAGAUCGAACUCCAGACUCAGCUUAGCACAAUCCAGGCUCUGCAAAACAACCUGAAUAACACCGAAGGGGGAUAUAAUAUGCAACUGCAACAGCUUGCAAGCCAAAUAGAGCCAGUGGAAGCUGAGCUGGCUGGCAUCAAAGGAGAGAUACAGAAUCAAACUCAAGAGUACCAGACACUCCUUGGCAUCAAGACCUAUUUGGAACAGGAGAUCAACCAGUACCGUCAACUGCUAGAGGAAGGGAAGCAGCUUGCGGCCAACGUACAGGGAGGCGGAAGUGGAGGCACAGGAUCAUAUGGUGGAAGUUCAGGAGGUGGAAGACAUUCAGUUGGUGGCAUAUCAGGAGGAAGUUCAGGAGGAGGAGGAAGUGGAGGAGGUCAUUCAUAUGGUGGCAUUUCCCGAGGUGGAAGUUCUGGAGGGGGAGGAGAAAGUGGAAGUGGACAUUCAUAUGGUGGCAUUUCUGAGGGUGGAAGUUCUGGGGGUGGAAGAAGUACUAGUGGAGGAAGACACUCAACUAGUGGAAUUUCCCAUGGAGGAAGUUCUAGUGGAAUUUCACAAGGAGGCAGUUCUAGAGGGAGAGAAAGUGGAGGAGUAGGAGGACACUCAUCUGGUAGAAUCUCCCCAGGAGGAAGUUCUGGAGGAGGAGGAAGUGGAGGAAGAGGAGGACAGUCACAUAGUGGAAUUUCACAUGGAGGAAGUGCUGGAGGAGGAAGUGCAGGAAGACCAUCAUCUGGUGGAGUCUCACAAGGAGGAAGUUCUGGGAGAAGAGGAAGUGAAAGUGGAAGACAGUCACCUAGUGGAGGACAUUCUGGAGGAGGAAGAGGCAGUGUAGGAGGAGGAGGACAUUCAUCUGGUGGAAUUUCACACGGGAGGGGUUCUGGAGGAGGAAGUCACCACCUAUCUUCAUCUUCAUCCCAAAGUAGGCCUUCAUUAACUCACAGCCACUCAUCCUCCUCCUCCCAGUCUCAAUCUGGAUCUCAUGGCUGGCAUGUAGAACAAGAAGCAGAUGAAUGCCAAGCUUAUGCUCAGAAGGGAAUGGAGGAAUAGAAGGAGGAACGAAAAUGAAAGAAUCCUUCACAACAAUGACUUCUGAUUAUCAACACAAGUAUGGAGCCGAAAGCAAAGCUGGCAUCUCCCUUUCCCUACAAAUCCUUCCAACUCAAAUAAUGGAUUAAGCAAGACCUUCUACAAUACUAGGAGCAACCAGAGUUUCUUCUUCCAGAUCACAGAUGCUGCUGGUGUCAUCAGUUCAAAAGACUUGGUCCCAAAUACAUAACCUCCAACCAGGGCUGUAGCCAGAAAAAAAUUUCGGGAGGGGUUUUGAAAAUUUGGGGGGGGGGGUUGAACCCCUGACCCACCCGCCCCCCGGGUUCAGACCUGUCAAUAUCUGCUUGAGAUAGUGCCUGGAGGGACUCUUAAUGUUUUACGUCUCAUAGGUUUAGCAUGGGGAUUUGGUUAACCAGUUAAAAUUUCAGGUCAUUUUUUUAUGACCUGAAAAAUUUAGGGGGAGGGGUGAACCCCUAACCCACCCACCCCUUGCUACAGGCCUGCCUCCAACUGUCUCCAUAUGCAAUUUGUUUUGUCUCUUUUACAAGAUAUGUAUCAGACUUCCCCAAUUUGUUGCCCUCCAGAUGUGUUGGACUGCACUUCCCAUCAACACUAGUCAUUAGUCAACAUGGUUAUUGGUGUGGGAACUAAUUAAAUUUACAUUUGGAUUGUGACACACAACCUAUUACAGUAUGGUCCCCAUAUCCAUGGGGUGGUGGUAGAUAUCUUUGCAUGGAUAUCUGAAAUAAUAGAAAACUCUAUUGAAAUGAAGGACUUUUAGCCCAAGAAUUCCAUAUGCUGAAGGACCUAGAAAAUGCCUGGAGGGGACAUGUCUUGUCAGACAUGGAUAAAUGAAACCAGAUAUUGUAUGACAACAAAGAAAAUAGAUCCUAUAGUGCAAUUGAGAUGAAAUUUCACCUAAAUUAACAAAUCAGUAAUAUUUUAGAAUUAAAAUCUUACCUUCAGGAUGUGAGAAUAUUCAUUUUUCAGUUAUGAAAUUUCACACCUAAAAAGAAAUCUUAAUUCCUACUUUGAACACUAAGAUAAUGAUAUUUUAAAAUACUGUAUCUUUUGAAACCUUAUGAUAUUUAUAGAGAUACAUGUACAGAUACACAAAUUUGUGCCCAUCCUACUAUUUUUAACAGCAUAUUUGAUCUGGAAUGUUAACCCCCCCCCACUAGUUUGUGACAUGAAAAUACAUUUACAAGUUCACACACAAAAUGAAACUUAGAGAUGUUACUUAAGAAUUGUUCACAUUCUUGCUUAUGAAUUGUUUAAACUUCCUUCAUUUAAUGUGAUAAAUGCAUUAACAAGGCAAUCCUAUUAAUAUCUAUUUUGAAAACAGUCUCAUCAAAUUCCAUGGGUCUUGCUCUCAAAUCCCUCUUCCUGUCUUUGAUUUUUUUUGCCUGUACCUUUAUUAAAGCUUUACCUCUGCUUGAAAGCAAUCAG
Anolis carolinensis (green anole) is the source of this 6155-nucleotide messenger RNA. Its product is annotated as keratin, type I cytoskeletal 10. The record is from RefSeq and is a predicted model, not a curated record. The coding region runs from base 2283 to 4706 and encodes 807 amino acids. Gene Ontology annotation, cellular component: keratin filament; cytoskeleton. The transcript is spliced from 9 exons. Gene Ontology annotation, molecular function: structural molecule activity. Gene Ontology annotation, biological process: intermediate filament organization; epithelial cell differentiation. Lineage: Eukaryota; Metazoa; Chordata; Lepidosauria; Squamata; Anolidae.